GCCCACUCCUUGCAUGAGACAGGAAGUUUGAUACUGUUUCACGAGUGACUGUCGGAGCAUUUAGUUUUGCAGACUUGGGGUCAGAGAACACCGGGGACAAUGAACAACAGUUUACUCUGCAAUUUUACAUUUCAAAUCAGACUCCUCCCCCCAAUGUAUGGCAUUGAGAUGUGCGUGGCUCUCAUAGGGAAUAUAUUUGCCCUGUGGCUCCUGGUGACCAGAGAGAGGCAGAACUGGCACACCGGAGUAGUGUUCUCCUGUAACCUGGCCAUCUGUGACAUUCUCUAUGUCCUGACCUUGCCUUUGCUCAUCAUUUACUAUGCCAAUGACAAGCAGUGGAGCUUUGAAAAUCCUGUAUGCAAAAUUGAACGCUUCCUCUUCAGCUGCAACCUCUACGGCAGCAUUUUCUUCAUCAUGUGCAUCAGUGUCAACCGAUACAUUGCCAUAGUUUUCCCCUUCUUCACCAGGAGCUACGUGCACCCUAAACAUGCAAAGAUCGCAAGCGUGCUGACGUGGUUCAUCGUGAUCGUCGCUUCAUCCCCAGUCCUCAAAUUUGCUGGAACCGAAAAAAAAGAAAACCACACUCUUUGUGUCUCAAGUCAUGAUGAAACCCUGAGAAUACCCCAUUUUAAGUACACCCUAUUUCUUAUGAUUGUAGGAUGCAUGAUUCCUUUGUUAGUUACCUUUGCAUCAUAUUUGGGUGUGAUUUGGACUGUUCUGAAAAAUAAAAACAUAACCGCGUUGGAGAAGAGGAAGGUGGCUCUGAUGGUUGUUCUGGUCUGCUUCCUUUACGCCACAUCAUUUCUGCCCUAUCAUAUUUUGCAGACGUACCAUGUGUAUCUGAAGUCAAUUAACAACAUGAAGUGUACAGUGUAUAAUUCUUAUCAAGUGUCAAAGGGCCUAACCACCCUGAACAUGUGCUUGCAUCCACUUCUAUACAUGGCUGUAUUUGACAGCAUACGCACAGCUUGCUGUGGAAAGAGCUCAGACGACUAACUUUAUCCAUACAAUAUCUUGUUCAAAAUCUCACGCUGUGGCUUCCUGAAUGUAAAUUAAGUGUAGCAUUCGCGUUAAUGGCUGUACUCUUUGCUUGUACGUCUGCAAACCACAAACCAGAUCAAAAUUAUUUUCUUUGUUUCAUUUUUGUGCUCAAAAGCAAACAAGAACAUAUCUGACAGUAAAAACUGACCAUUAAAAUGCUUGUUUUCUAGCUGCAAAGAAUACCAAUUAAAGAUAUUUAAGAGAA
Molecule: messenger RNA, 1246 nt
Organism: Carassius carassius (crucian carp)
Lineage: Eukaryota; Metazoa; Chordata; Actinopteri; Cypriniformes; Cyprinidae
Gene: p2ry11
Product: purinergic receptor P2Y11
Exons: 2
Coding region: 100-996 (298 amino acids)
Biological process (GO): cellular response to ATP; calcium-mediated signaling; G protein-coupled receptor signaling pathway
Cellular component (GO): plasma membrane
Molecular function (GO): G protein-coupled ATP receptor activity; neurotransmitter receptor activity
Source: RefSeq, a predicted model, not a curated record